Messenger RNA from Bufo bufo (common toad), 3156 nucleotides. RefSeq names its product protein-glutamine gamma-glutamyltransferase E-like. Gene Ontology annotation, molecular function: protein-glutamine gamma-glutamyltransferase activity. Gene Ontology annotation, biological process: peptide cross-linking. The transcript has 14 exons. NCBI's taxonomy places the organism in Eukaryota, Metazoa, Chordata, Amphibia, Anura, Bufonidae. The coding region runs from base 42 to 2180 and encodes 712 amino acids. The record is from RefSeq and is a predicted model, not a curated record.
GAGUCACAGUCAUAUACCCGGGAUCCCAGGACACAGACAACAUGUCAGCUCUGCAACUUACCAACCAUGACUUUCAUCUGAAAGAGAAUAAAGAAGCUCACAACUGCGGUGCCUACAUAGGCGAUGACCUGGUUGUACGCAGGGGUCAAGAUUUCCGCGUGACACUGACCUUUAGUGGAUCUGUAAAUGAGCAAGAUAGACUGCAGUUCACAGUUUCUCUGGUCACUUCAUCAGGAGCAGGUAAUUCCCUCCUGGAGUACAGUUUCUCAGAUUCCUCAAGGGCAUCAGACAACAGUUGGUCAGCACAAAGAAGUGGAAAUGGAUCAGCUACCAUUACUGUGAACAUUCACACUCCGAAUGACGCUCCAAUUGGACGCUAUCUUCUUCACGUGGGGACUAAUGGGGGAACCAAACGUGUUGGAGAGUUUAUGUUGAUCUUUAACUGUUGGGCUCCAGCUGACAGUGUGUAUCUAGCAGAUCCGGCUGAGAGAAACGAAUAUGUUUUACAAGAGUUUGGCAUUAUUUGUGUUGGUGAAGUCUCGAAUAAAAUUCCAAUCCCCUGGAACUACGGACAGUUUCAGAAAAAUGUUCUGUAUACCACCUUUCUCCUACUGGAUUCAACCUUAAGCUUCAGAAGAAACCAACAGGAGGAUGUAAGGCGACGCAAUGACCCCUCACAUAUCUGCAGGGUCCUGAGUGCCAUAGUCAACAGUAAAGACGAUAAUGGUGUGGUGAUGGGAAACUGGAGUGGAGAUUAUUCUGGUGGCACAAACCCUAGCACUUGGAAUGGAAGCCUUGGUUUAUUGAAGGCUUGGAACGAGCAACGACAGCCAGUUAAAUAUGGUCAAUGCUGGGUAUUUGCUGGUGUUCUCUGCACUGUCAGCAGAGCACUUGGGAUUCCCAGUCGAGUGAUCACAAACUACGGUUCUGCCCAUGACACAAAUGGUAGCCUGAGUAUUGAGGAAUACUAUGAUGUGAAUGGAGAGCCCGUGACAGAAAGUGAUGAUAGUAUAUGGAAUUUCCAUUGCUGGAAUGAGGCCUGGCUUGUCCGGACUGGUCUUGACUCAAGAUAUAAUGGAUGGCAAAUCUAUGAUUCAACUCCUCAAGAGAUGAGUGAUGGCAUUUUCCAACUGGGCCCCACAUCUCAAAAAGCAGUGAAAGAAGGGGAUGUGAAUACACCAUAUGACACUCGGUUUGUAUAUUCGGAAGUAAAUGCAAAUGUGGUUAAAGUGAUUGUACAAAAAGACGGAAGAAAAACAAUCGGAGAAACAAAUCAUACAAAUGUUGGACUAUUCAUCUGCACCAAGGCUGUGGGGAAUGAUAGUUACACCAAUAUCACAAGUGAAUACAAAUUUCCUGAAGGUUCAUCAGAAGAUAGGCAAACGUACAAUAAAGCUCUGCGGUUGAGUGGUUUGGGAUCAGGAUUUGUACCAUUCUCUGCAGAUGGAAAUUCUGCAUCUGCCUCACGACGUGAAGCUGAAGUAUCUGGUGAGAUAUCAGUUUCUGGAUCACCCAAGGUUGGAGAUGACAUUGAAGCAAUCCUGACUCUCAAGAACCUAAGUCAGAAAAACAGAAAUGUCACUGUCUAUAUCAGCGCAGCUGCCAUUGUUUACAACAAGGCUGUGAGACGAAAGCUCUUCAACCAUUCUGUGACUGUGAACCUCAGCCCAAAUGAAGGUAAUGGGCGGGCUGGACCCGCUUGUAUAUCCUGUAUUCCAAGCAAACGGAAAAAAAAGUUUGAGAAAGAAAUCCCUAUAAAGAUUGCCUACUCCCAAUAUGAAAAGGUCUUAACUACAGAUAAUACGAUUAAUGUGACGGCUGUAUGUAAGGUUGAAGACUGGGGUGAUCUGGUUGUAGAAAAUUACAUUGUCUUGACGAAACCACAACUCAUAACUAAGGCGCUGGGGCCAGCUGUGCUGGGAAAACCAAUGACUAUAGAGGUCACAUUUACUAAUCCGUUAGCUACUCAUGUGAAAAACUGUGUGCUGACAUGUGAGGGCAGUGGGCUAACAAAAGAUGAAGUAAAGAAAAGUUUUGAUGUUGUGGAACCUGACCAGACAAUGAAGAUUACUUUGGACAUCGAACCUUAUGUGUCUGGACAAAAGAAGCUGCUGGUGAACUUCACAUGUGAUAGGUUUAUUGACGUCAAGGGCUUCCUAACCAUUGAUGUGAAGUCAUAAUAGUUUUUUCCCAGAUGUUGUGUUCUCAUAUGUUAUUCCAGAUCAGGACUUGCAUUUUACAGCACAGUCACAAAAUUAUACACGUCAAUUUUAAAGAUCUUACUCAUCUGCUUUUUAUAUAGAGAAUAUAGUUUUUCUAAGUUUUCUUUUAUAAACAUUUUAAAAAGUUUUUUUGUUUUUUUCUGGAGUGACUGAUACUGUGCACCAUGGGAUCAUUCAUUCUCAAACACCAGGGCUUCUCAAGAUGAAAAAUAAAACAUAAUGGCAUUUUAAUCACGCAAUCCUUGCAGUAGUGCAGUGAAAAAAGAUUCAUUACUACAGGCUUAGAGGUCCACUUCACCACAUUUUGCUGCCUCCAUACUAUACACUGGAACAUGCCAAAUUUUCUUUUUGAAUUCUAUAUGAAAUAUGAUCAAACCAUCCAUUUGUAAGCUAUUAAUGUUAUACGGUAGUGUGCAUGAGUGAUUUCUCACUGCUACCAUCGGGUACUUCUGCGCUCCACACUGUCUUCAACUGCAAGCUGUCCCUGCCUCCUUCCUGCUGCUCUCUUCAUUAGGGCAUUCAUGCUUUCUCCAGGUCUUAAAGGGUCAGUGCACACCCUUCCUAAUUUGUUUCCAUCCAAGGCAGCCUUCUCUGUGGUAUAUAUGGUUCCUAGUUUGUCAACACCUGCAAAAGUGUACUGACUUCCAUACUACACAUUCUUUGCCUGUCCUGACCUCAGCUUACCCUCCGAGAAUGCUCUUUCUGCCAUGUACUGAUGUCUUUUUUUUUUUUACCUGACUGAGUCAUUUGUCACUUAACAGCGACUACUGCAAGAGUUAGUAGCCUGGUGGUUCCCCUGCAGUGAAGUUCAUGCGUUGUUGUAGUAACAUGCGUUGUUGUAGUAGUCCUAAGUAGUGUUAAGCGAACUUCUGUUUUAAGUUCGGCGUCUAAAGUUCGGCUUCCGGUUAGCGGAGAAUCCCGAUAUGGAUUCCGA